AAAUGAUAGCAUGGAGCUUGUAGACGGUAGUGCGAAGUUGUUUGGGGAAGAUACGUUGAUAGAGUGGAAUGCAGUGUGCGAGUCCUUGUUUAAACCUUGCGAGCUUGAUGAACAGACAAAGCAGGCUCUAGAAUUAAUCUGUUCCUCGUUAUUAGUCAUUGUGCAAAGAAUGUUAGGAGAUCACUUAGAGGGGGGGGUUCAUACUAAGCAUACAGAGGAAGAUAGGAUAACAACUAAAUCAGUUCCAACAACAAAUGUUAGUGUAGAAAGAGAUUUUGGCAUGUUAGAUAGAAUUCUAAAAGAAAAGCCAAAUGCCACCACAAUAGCAAUAGAAGGAUUAAUUAUGUACAAAAAAAACAAGACUGGUGAAUGGCUUGGCCAGCUAGCAGACGAGAAACGCACGGAGUACAUUGAGUGGGCAGCUAGAUCAGUGAAUGAACAAAGAGUAGAAUUUGUUAGGUGGAAGAAAGAGAUACAAGAGAGAAGGUUGCAGAAGCGAGCAGAAAAACUAAAUGUUGCAAUGAAUAAACAAAAGCAAUGCAGAGCCAGAAUAGAUAAACUAACUCGAGAGCUGUGUAGUGUGGGUGGGCUUUGGGAUACUGAAGAAAAGGCUAGGUGUGAAUUAGGGAAAUGUACAUCUGAGAGAAGCAAGCUGGAAGCACUGCGAAUUCAGAUCAGGUAUCGCAAAGUAGUAAUGCAGGCAGAAAAUGAAGGUAAUAGGCUUAGCCUUUCUAAGAGCUCUAAAAAGUUUAGCGUAGCAGUUUUGACUGAAAACCUGAAUGCAGUAAUUAGGGAAGCUAAUCGAGAGAUGGAGGAGGUUUAUGGUGAGAGUAGUGUGGCUAGUGGUGUUUCACAUGAGGCAGCAGAUAAGCAAUCAAUAGACGAGGCAAAGGAAAAGUAUGAUGAGGCAGUUAGAAGUUUAACAGAGAAAGAAACUAGUGAGCCAGCAAGAAAACGUGUUAAAGCAUGUCUAAAUGUGGCAAGUUGCGAUCCGAGGGCAAUAGUGGGUAGGUACGUAAAGCAUUUGUGCAGUGAGCAGGGAAAAGAUGAGUGGUUUUCUGGUGUACUAGUAAGGGUUGGUUCAAGGUAUGGGAUUAGGUAUGAUGGGUAUAAAGAGAUAUUUAUGUGGAAUGUGAAGCAGCUACAAGAAGACAUGGAGAAGGGAGAGUUACUGGAGAUAGAGUUAGAGCCAGAGUAUUUAGUUGGUAAGAAUAUAGAGCAUUUAUGGAUUGAGGAGGAUACAGGAGACGAAGUGUGGUACAAGGGAAGAGUUGUGGACCGGGAUGGGGAUAAUUAUGUAGUUAUUUAUGAGGAUGAGGAUGAGGAGGAGGAGGAAAGUUAUGAAGAAGGUCAUGAAAUGAGUAUAAAGGUUGAUUUGCUUACUGAUUAUAUGGCUGGAGAGGUUAAACUUAUCUAGGUUAGGAAUUCAUCUAGGACAAUUAAAGGUAAUCUGUGACCACCUCACCUGAGCAAUGUGGUAGCGGUGGUGCAACUACAGUUAAACUUAUGUUAAUGGACACCUGUAUAGAAAUGACACAUAGCAUUUGCAGUAGAUGAAGUGGCAGUAAACCUCUCAGUGCACCUUGCUUUGUUUGUUACCAGUGCUAGCUGUCACCAU
Molecule: messenger RNA, 1618 nt
Organism: Priapulus caudatus
Lineage: Eukaryota; Metazoa; Priapulida; Priapulimorpha; Priapulimorphida; Priapulidae
Exons: 1
Coding region: 11-1417 (468 amino acids)
Molecular function (GO): 3'-5'-RNA exonuclease activity
Source: RefSeq, a predicted model, not a curated record